Molecule: messenger RNA, 2471 nt
Organism: Tetranychus urticae (two-spotted spider mite)
Lineage: Eukaryota; Metazoa; Arthropoda; Arachnida; Trombidiformes; Tetranychidae
Gene: mEFG1
Product: mitochondrial translation elongation factor G 1
Biological process (GO): mitochondrial translational elongation
Cellular component (GO): mitochondrion
Molecular function (GO): GTP binding; GTPase activity; translation elongation factor activity
Source: RefSeq, a predicted model, not a curated record
AUUAUUAAACUAUCCCUAAUGCUAAAAAAUGAAUGGAAAGCAUGUGUUUACCACUCUUGUUUUUUAAAUUAUUUAAUCAUGAAUAAAGUGCAACUGACUCGGAUUGUAAUGUUAUUUAUGUUUGAUUGAAAAUUGUCAUCUUUAGAUUGGCCACAAUGAUUAUAACUAGGUUUAGGAAAUUAGUGAACCCAGCGAGUUAUCGCUUUUGCCGGGCGUUCCUAAGUGAUAUCAGGCAUCAUCAGGAGGUUAGAAAUGUUGAAGAUAUCCGAAAUAUUGGUAUAUCUGCUCACAUUGACAGCGGAAAGACAACGUUAACGGAGAGGCUUCUUUUUUACUCUGGUAGGAUUGAUGAAAUGCACGAGGUUAAGGGUAAAGAUAAAGUCGGUGCUGUUAUGGACAGUAUGGAGCUAGAACGAGAAAGAGGAAUCACAAUUCAAUCGGCAGCAACUUAUGUACUUUGGAAGAGUAAAAAUAUUAACAUUAUCGACACUCCUGGUCAUGUUGACUUUACGGUCGAGGUUGAAAGAGCACUGAGAGUUCUUGAUGGUGCGAUUUUAGUUCUUUGUGGCGUCGGAGGUGUCCAGGCACAAACAUUCACAGUAACUAGACAAAUGGCUCGUUAUAGUGUUCCCUGCAUCGCUUUUAUUAAUAAAUUAGAUCGUAAAGGAGCUGAUCCUCACAGAGUUCUGAACCAGAUGAAAGAAAAGCUUCAUUUUACAGCAGCUUUGACACAAAUUCCGAUUGGUAUUGAAGAUAAUUUAAAAGGAAUCAUUGAUCUGAUUGACGAAAAAGCAAUUUAUUUUGAUGGACCUCAUGGGGAAAAAGUGCGACAUGACGAAAUCCCAAAGGAUAUGAGAGCCGAAGCUGUUGAUAGAAGACAAGAAUUGGUUGAAUGUAUAUCAAAUGUAGAUGAUGUUCUUGGAGAGAUGUUCUUAGAAGACAAAACGCCAAAUAAUCAAGAUAUAAAGGCAGCGAUCAGAAGGAAUUGUAUUUCGAGAAAAUUCAUCCCGGUUUUAGUUGGUUCAGCCCUUAAAAACAAAGGAGUUCAACCUCUCAUGGAUUCAGUAAUAAGUUAUUUACCGAACCCUGCCGAAGUUGAAAAUUUUGCAUUCAAAGAAUCGGAUGAUGGCAGUGAACCAUCUAAAGUUAUAUUAAGUCCUGCUCGAGAUAAAAGCAGUCCAUUUGUAGGCUUAGCUUUCAAAAUGGAACAAACUCGAUUUGGUCAGUUAACUUAUAUUCGCACUUAUCAAGGUAGUGUAUCUAAAGGUGAUAUUAUUUGGAAUGCUAGAACUGGAAGAAAAAUUAAAAUUCCUCGGUUAGCUCGAAUGCAUUCUAAUAACAUGGAAGAUAUAUCCGAAGCUUAUGCUGGUGACAUUUGUGCCUUUUUUGGUGUUGAAUGUGCAUCUGGUGACACUUUUGUCACCGAUCCUAGUCUCAAAUUAUCUAUGGAAUCAAUUCAUGUACCAGAAGCUGUUAUCUCGAUGUCUGUAAAGGUAAAGGACAAAAAUAGGGUUGGAAAUUUUACUAAAGGUAUUAAUAGAUUUGUCAAAGAAGAUCCAACGUUCCAUUAUACUUGGGAUUCUGAUUCUAAAGAGAUGAUAGUAUCUGGAAUGGGUGAACUUCAUUUGGAAAUUUAUGGCCAGCGUAUGGCCAAUGAAUACGAUUGUCCUGUUGAACUGGGCAAACCUAAAGUAGCUUUCCGUGAAACUUUAACGGCUCCCUGUAAAUUUGAUUACUUCCAUAAGAAACAAUCAGGAGGUGCUGGUCAAUAUGGUAGAGUUGUUGGUAUUUUAGAACCAAUACCUUCACCACGAAAUACUGAACUAAUCUUUUCACCCGAAAUCGUGGGUAACAACAUACCCAAACAAUUUUUGCCCUCAAUUGAGAGAGGUUUCCGGAUGAUGUGUGAAAAAGGUCAUUUAAGUGGUAACAAAAUACGUGGAAUCAAAUUUCGAUUAAAAGAUGGACAAAGUCACAGCGUUGAUUCUAAUGACAUUGCUUUUGCUUGUGCUGCUGUUGGUGCCAUUAAACAAGUGCAAAAGCUUGGAAGGUGGCAUAUUAUUGAACCCAUCAUGAAAUUGGAAGUUACCGUUCCUUAUGAAUUCAGUGGACCAGCCAUUGCUGCAAUCUGCAAAAGAUCGGGAGUCAUCGUUAAUACCGAGGAAGCUUCUGGUUACAUGGCUGUUUCGGCUGAAGCUCCUCUCAAUGAUAUGUUUGGAUUUACAACUGAAUUGCGAACGUUAUCUCAAGGAAAAGGCGAAUUUACCAUGGAAUUUUCAAAAUAUGCUCCAGUCAGAGGCGAUGUUCAACAACAAUUAACUUCUGGUUACAAAGAUGAUAACCCUGAUUCACAUUUAGAAAGAAAUAUUAUAUUAUAAAUACAAUGUAGAUAUAAUAAAUUCGUUUUUUUUCUUUUCGUAAUUUAAGAUUUAUAUCAAAUUACAAAUAAAACAUUCAUCAAAUUUUAUAAA